GCUCAGGGCUAUUUGAACACUUUUACCAACACCAGACCACAGAGGAGUCACAGAUCAUUGCAGCAUACAGGAAAGCCGACAUGUCCGACAGCAGCGUCACGAAAAAAAAGAAGGAGGCGGAUGAUGAACAGGAUGCUAAACUGCUGGUGGAGCAGAGUCCCACAGAUGGAGAGAUAACAGACCAGAAAGUGAUGGCAGGAGAGGCUUUGGACAGGAGGAACAUCUGGGAGCCGAGUGUCUACUACGCCCUGGGGAGGGAGACUUUUUUAAUCGCUGGUCAUGACAUCAGCAUCCGCGAAUCAAUGGAUGCUUACGGCGCUCUGAUCUGGCCGGGGGCCAUAGCCUUGAGCCAGUUCUUGGACAACAACCAGCAACAAAUGAGCAUGAUGGACAAGGCGGUGCUGGAGAUCGGAGCCGGGACCGGCUUGCUCUCAACAGUGGCCGGUCUGCUCGGUGCUUGGGUGACAGCUACUGACCUGCCGGACAUCUUGCCCAAUCUGACUUUCAACCUUCUGCGGAACACCAAGGGCCGGUCCCGCUACGCCCCUCAGGUGGCUGCCCUCACCUGGGGCCAGGACCUGGGGCGAGACUUCCCCUACCCGUUCUUCCAGUACGACUACGUGCUGGCAGCGGAUGUGGUCUACCCCCACGGCUGCCUGGAGGAACUGCUGGAAACCAUGCGUCACUUCUGCCGACCGGGAAGUCGGACGACGCUGCUGUGGGCCAACAAGGUGCGCUUCCCGUCCGACUUGAGGUUCACGGAGUGUUUUAAGAGCAGUUUCAACUGCACGCUGGUCCUUGAGCUCCCACAGCAGAAGGUGAGGAUCUACAAGGCCACAGCCAAGGAGUGAUGGAAGGAGG
Pungitius pungitius (ninespine stickleback) is the source of this 861-nucleotide messenger RNA. RefSeq names its product protein-lysine methyltransferase METTL21C. Gene Ontology annotation, cellular component: cytoplasm; cytosol. The record is from RefSeq and is a predicted model, not a curated record. Lineage: Eukaryota; Metazoa; Chordata; Actinopteri; Perciformes; Gasterosteidae. Gene Ontology annotation, molecular function: protein-lysine N-methyltransferase activity. The transcript has 5 exons. The coding region runs from base 81 to 851 and encodes 256 amino acids. Gene Ontology annotation, biological process: peptidyl-lysine methylation.